Messenger RNA from Zingiber officinale, 372 nucleotides. RefSeq names its product 36.4 kDa proline-rich protein-like. Bases 1 to 372 code for a protein of 123 amino acids. The transcript is spliced from 2 exons. The record is from RefSeq and is a predicted model, not a curated record. NCBI's taxonomy places the organism in Eukaryota, Viridiplantae, Streptophyta, Magnoliopsida, Zingiberales, Zingiberaceae.
AUGGGCCCUGCGCUAGGUCUAUUGGCCAACCGCCAGGGAGACUGUCCGGUGAUAAAUUCGCCUCCGGUAGGCGGAAGCACGCUGUCCCCUACGCCCCCUCCAGUGAUUAAUCCUCCUCCGGCGAGCUUCCCUGUGGACAGCCUCAAGGUCUGGGCGAGGGUGGACUUGUUCGGCGGCCGUGUCCACACCGAGGUCGGCGAUCCGGCGGCCAACCAGUUCUCCCAGAUGCCGCAGGGUAUAGUGGAUCCGGAGGACGCCGUCUGCCUCUGCGCCGCCAUCAAGCUCAAGCUCCUCAACGGCUCAACCUCAACGUCUACCUCGCCCUCCAGCUCCCCCUCGCCUGAGGCAAAGCUCCGCCGCCGGGCUACAUGA